This is a messenger RNA of Salvelinus namaycush (lake trout), 1615 nucleotides long. Its product is annotated as dihydropyrimidinase-like. Gene Ontology annotation, molecular function: dihydropyrimidinase activity. Lineage: Eukaryota; Metazoa; Chordata; Actinopteri; Salmoniformes; Salmonidae. The transcript is spliced from 7 exons. Gene Ontology annotation, biological process: pyrimidine nucleobase catabolic process. The coding region runs from base 372 to 1598 and encodes 408 amino acids. The record is from RefSeq and is a predicted model, not a curated record. Gene Ontology annotation, cellular component: cytosol; cytoplasm.
UUCAUGGAAACAAACACACUUUAGGCCUACUGCAAGUUCAUUUCUUUGUCACUUUCUACCAGACAAUUCUAACUUGCUCAUGCUUGCUAUCUGUGAUCUGGAUAAAUUGAGUGAAACAUUUUUUUUUCUGGAAGUAAUGUCCUUGGGCCCUGCAAGUCUGGUAAAGUUUGCUAAAUAGUGUGAAAUCUAGGCUACUUCCUGGGAAUGUCUUUUUUUGUCUUUCUCUUUUUGUGAGAGGUGUGUCUACUUGUGAAAUAUUUGUUUGUUGUGUAACCCAUACCUAACUGACAUUAUAGACCUAUGUCCAGUGUAACCCAUACCUAACUGACAUUAUAGACCUAUGCCCAGCGCUUCUAAAAGAGAAAGAAACAAUGUUAAACCAAAGCAGGAUCCUUAUAAAAGGAGGGAAAAUUGUGAACGAGGAUUGCUCCAUUAUCAGCGAUGUCUACGUUGAAGACGGAAGAAUUAAAGAAGUCGGAUUAAACCUCCAAAUCCCGGCUGGAGUUACCGUUAUAGAUGCCACCAAUAAACUAGUGAUACCGGGUGGUAUCGAUACCCAUACCCACAUGGAGUUGGAAUUUAUGGGCACCAAAGCAGUAGAUGAUUUCCAUAUUGGAACUAAGGCUGCCCUGGCAGGAGGGACCACCAUGAUCCUAGACUUUGUGAUCCCCCAGAGAGGCACGUCCCUGCUGGAGGCCUAUGAUAGGUGGAGGGACACGGCUGAUGCCAAGGUCUGCUGCGACUACUCCCUCCAUGUGGCAGUCACAUGGUGGAGCGACAAGGUCAAAAAGGAAAUGGAGACUUUGGCCAAAGAGAAAGGUGUCAACUCCUUCAAGAUGUUCAUGGCAUACAAGGAUGUGUUCAUGCUUCAAGACCAUGAGCUGUAUGCUGCGUUUUCCCAAUGCAAAGAGAUUGGAGCUAUAGCCCAGGUGCACGCAGAGAAUGGAGACCUUAUUGCAGAGGGGGCUAAGAAGAUGCUGUCCCUGGGCAUCACAGGUCCGGAGGGUCAUGAGUUGUGUCGUCCUGAGGAGGUGGAGGCUGAGGCCACCCAGAGAGCCAUCACCAUCGCCCACGCUGUCAACUGCCCGCUCUAUGUUGUCCACGUCAUGAGCAAGUCUGCCGCUAAGGUGGUGUCCAACGCACGCAGAAAUGGCCGUGUGGUGUUUGGAGAGCCCAUAGCAGCAGGACUGGGUACAGAUGGCACCCACUGCUGGCACAAAGACUGGGCCCACGCUGCCAAGUUCGUCAUGGGCCCACCUCUGAGGCCCGACCCCAGCACCCCGGGAUACCUUAUGGACCUACUGGCAAAUGAUGACCUCAGUGUGACUGGGACAGACAACUGCACAUUCUCUGUGUGUCAGAAGGCCCUGGGCAAAGACGACUUUACAAAGAUCCCCAACGGAGUCAACGGAGUGGAGGACAGGAUGUCUGUCAUUUGGGAGAAGGGCGUUCAUAGCGGGAAAAUGGACGAGAAUCGAUUUGUAGCUGUCACCAGCAGCAAUGCAGCGAAAAUCUUCAACUUCUACCCCCAGAAGGGAAAGAUCGCUAAGGGAUGUGACGCUGAUGUGGUCAUAUGGGACGCUAAGGCAACCAGGUGAGACAAGGAUAAAGACCA